Molecule: messenger RNA, 3502 nt
Organism: Nerophis ophidion (straightnose pipefish)
Lineage: Eukaryota; Metazoa; Chordata; Actinopteri; Syngnathiformes; Syngnathidae
Gene: lrrc14b
Product: leucine rich repeat containing 14B
Exons: 3
Coding region: 55-1620 (521 amino acids)
Biological process (GO): negative regulation of DNA-templated transcription; positive regulation of cell population proliferation; negative regulation of apoptotic process
Cellular component (GO): cytoplasm
Source: RefSeq, a predicted model, not a curated record
UAAAAAUAACACAACAAGACACAGACACACACACACACACACACACAAACAAACAUGAAGUCUCUGCGCUUCCUGGCGUCGGAGGCGUUGGUGGCGAGCGAGUGGAGCGCGGCGGAGGAGAGUCUGAGGACUUUGUCCCUGCCCUUGUACCCGGCGGUCUUCAAGGCAUGUUACCUGCACGAGGAGGCACACCUGCUGAGGGCUUUGGUGCGCACCUGGCCGCUGGCAGAGCUGCACCUGCAAAGGCUGCUGGGAAGGACGGCCGACUGUCACACCGACCUGACCUCACGCACCUGUCGCACCUGCCUGGACGCCAUCUUCGCCGGACUGCAGGACUACGUGUUGUCCCCGCCCACCACAUACUCCAAAGUCCUGCGCGUGGUGGACCUGACGGCCCUGAGAGACGUGGAGCAGCAGGCGUGCCCGUGCGGGACCACCAUGGGCCGCUGGGCUCGCACCCAGCAGCUGGCCAAGGUGUGCGAGGAGACAGCGGCGGCCAUGCAGGCGGGCGAGGUGCGGGACAUGUCCAUCCAGGUGAGGCUGCACGGCUUGGUGACGGGCCGCAGCUACCAGCAGGUGUCGCAGGCCUUGCUCCUGCACCGCCUCUGUCCCCUCAAGAUCCACUUCCUGGGCUUCCGGGCAGACUCCCUGGCGCCCCGGCAGUUCUUCUACAUCCUGGGACUGGCCCGGCCCCAACUCAUCACCUCCCUGGAGGUGGUGCACAAUGUCCCGCUGGAGGCCGCUCACCUGGAGGUGCUGCUCUCCCAGGUGGACUUCCCCCGGCUGCACUCCCUGGUGCUGCCUGCGGGGGCGCUGGAUGUGAGGAGGCUGGGCGCAGAUGAGGAUGACAUCCUGGCCACGCUCGGACACCUGCUGGCUCGACUCACCUGCCUCACCCGCCUCUCGCUGGGAUUCUCCGUGCUCACUGGACACAUACGCAGGCUGCUCAGUCCUCUCCCCACAGCUCUUGAAAGUCUGGAGUUGGCUAACUGCUGCCUGAGCCGGGUGGACAUGACCUACCUGUCCAACAGCCUGCACAGUGAGAACCUGGUCCAGCUGGACCUGAGCGGACACCAGGUCACGGGCGCCCUGGCCGCUCCCUUCCACAAGCUGCUGGGCCGCUGCUCGCCCACGCUGGCCACGCUGGUGCUGGAGGAGUGCGGCGUGGAGGACGCCCACGUGGACGCCCUGGUGGGCGCGCUGAGCCGCUGUCGGGCGCUGGAGGAACUCAAGCUGCUGGGCAACCCUCUGACCUCCCGGGGGCUGCGGGGCAUCUUCUCCGCCUUGUCCGCUGACUUCCCCAAGCUGAGGUACGUGGAGAUCCCGGUGCCCCGCGAGUGCUACCCGGAGGACGCCGUCUACCCGCUGGACGACGCCGUGCUUCUGCGGUACGACCGGGCCCUCUUCCAGGAGGUCCGGGAGCAGCUGCUGGGGGUCCUGGCGGGCGCCGGGAGAGGCGGCGUGGAGGUGUGCACGCCGCUGAUGGGCGUCUAUGACGCAGACCUCAAGGAGACCAGCAACGAGCUGGGGGUGUCCUUGCUCAAGUCCUUCCACGCGGUGGUGGACAACUUCCUGGGCACGGUCACGGAGGUGGACCAGCGGAGGGGCCAGAAGAACUGAACGUGUGACUACUUCUACAAACCCUGCUUCCUCACGAGUUGGGAAAUUGUGUUCGAUGUAAAUAUAAACAGAAUACAAUGAUUUGCAAAUCCUUUUCAAGCCAUAUUCAGUUGAAUAUGCUACAAAGACAACAUAUUUGAUGUUCAAACUCAUAAACAUUUUUUUUUUUUUUGCAAAUAAUAAUCAACUUAGAAUUUCAUGGCUGCAACACGUGACAAAGUAGUUGGGAAAGGGCAUGUUCACCACUGUGUUACAUCACCUUUUCUUUUAACAACAGCGGUAUAGCUCGGUUGGUAGAGCGGCCGUGCCAGCAACUUGAAGGUUGCAGGUUCGAUUCCCGCUUCCGCCAUCCUAGUCACUGCCGUUGUGUACUUGGGCAAGACACUUUACCCACCUGCUCCCAGUGCCACCCACACUGCUUUAAAUGUAACUUAGAUAUUGGGUUUCACUAUGUAAAGCGCUUUGAGUCACUAGAGAAAAGCGCUAUAUAAAUAUAAUUCACUUCAAUAAAGGUUUGGGAACUGAGGAAAGAAUUCUUUCCCAUUCUUGUUUUAUGUAGAGCUUCAGUCCUUCAACAGUCCGGGGUCUCCGCUGUCCUAUUUUACGCUUCACACAUUUUCCAAGGGAGACAGGUCUGGACUGCAGGCGGGCCAGGAAAGUACCCGCACUCUUUUACUACAAAGCCUUGCUGUUGUAACACGUGCUGAAUGUGGCUUGGCAUUGUCUUGCUGAAAUAAGCAGGGGCGUCCAUGAAAAAGACGGCGCUUAGAUGGCAGCAUAUGUUGUUCCAAAACCUGUAUGUACCUUUCAGCAUUAAUGGUGCCUUCACAGAUGUGUAAGUUACCCAUGCCUUGGGCACUAAUGCACCCCCAUACCAUCACACAUGCUGGCUUUUACACUUUGCGCCUAUAACUGUCUGGAUGGUUUGCUUCCCCCUUUGGUCCGGAUGACACGACAUCAAAUAUUUCCAAAAACACUUUGAAAUGUGGACUCGUCAGACCACAGAACACUUUUCCACUUUGCAUCAGUCCAUCUUAGAUGAUCUUAGGCCCAGAGAAGCCGGCAGCGUUUCUGGAUGUUGUUGAUAAAUGGCUUUUGUUUUGCAUAGUAGAGCUUUAACUUGCACUUACAGAUGUAGCGACCAACUGUAUUUAGUGACAGUGGUUUUCUGAAGUGUUCCUGAGCCCAUGUGGUGAUAUCCUUUAGAGAUUGAUGUCGGUUUUUGAUACAGUGCCGUCUGAGGGAUGGAAGAUCACGGUCAUUCAAUGUUGGUUUCCGGCCAUGCUGCUUACGUGGAGUGAUUUCUCCCGAUUCUCUGAACCUUUUGAUGAUAUUAUGGAGCGUAGAUGUUGAAAUCCCUAAAUUUCUUGCAAUGUCACUUUGAGAAAGGUUGUUCUUAAACUGUUUGACUAUUUGCUCACGCAGUUGUGGACAAAGGGGUGUACCUCGCCCCAUCCUUUCUUGUGAAAGACUGAGCAUUUUUGGGAAGCUGUUUUUAUAGCCAAUCAUGGCACCCACCUGUUCCCAACUAGCCUGCACACCUGUGGGAUGUUCCAAAUAAGUGUUUGAUGAGCAUUCCUCAACUUUAUCAGUAUUUAUUGCCACCUUUCCCAACUUCUUUGUCACGUGUUGCAGCCAUGAAAUUCGAAGUUAAUUAUUAUUUGCAAAAAAUAAAAAAUAAAGUUUAUGAGUUUGAACAUGAAAUAUGUUGUCUUUGUAGCAUAUUCAACUGAAUAUGGCUUGAAAAUGAUUUGCAAAUCAUUGUAUUCUGUUUAUAUUUACAUCUAACACCAUUUCCCAACUCAUAUGGAAACGGGGUUUGUACUACGUCAAUGACGACUUCUGCCACGCCAAUAAAGACAACACCACCUUUCCAAAUGCA